Molecule: messenger RNA, 255 nt
Organism: Knipowitschia caucasica
Lineage: Eukaryota; Metazoa; Chordata; Actinopteri; Gobiiformes; Gobiidae
Source: the annotation of a GenBank genome assembly
AUGGACCAGAGUGAGUCUAUGGACCAGAGUGAGUCUGUGGACCAGAGUGAGUCUAUGGACCAGAGUGAGUCUAUGGACCAGAGUGAGUCUGUGGACCAGAGUGAGUCUGUGGACCAGAGUGAGUCUAUGGACCAGAGUGAGUCUAUGGACCAGAUCCAGACCGUGGGACUAUCCUCUCUUAUCUCAGUGACAGCUCAGUCCUGUCUGCCUGAAGGAUCUGAGACGGAGGUGAGACCGGGUCAGGGCUCUCCGUGA